Molecule: messenger RNA, 2041 nt
Organism: Amaranthus tricolor (Joseph's coat)
Lineage: Eukaryota; Viridiplantae; Streptophyta; Magnoliopsida; Caryophyllales; Amaranthaceae
Product: inactive beta-amylase 9
Exons: 3
Coding region: 181-1797 (538 amino acids)
Biological process (GO): polysaccharide catabolic process
Molecular function (GO): beta-amylase activity
Source: RefSeq, a predicted model, not a curated record
AUAAGCAUAAUAAUGAGCAGACAACCUUUACUAUUUCCUUUCCUUUCAUUUCAUUUCCAUAUUUCUCUGUCUUCCUUUUGGAUAAGUGGAUAACUCUUAAAUCUCUCUCCUACUCUUACUAGAUCUAACCCUUUUUCAAUUCAAAUUAUUCUCUUCUUUUCAUUCUAUCUUACUUCAAUCAUGGAGGUUUCUGUUAUUGGUACUUCUCAGAUCAAUUUAGGGAAAUCUGAUGAUAGUUUAAGAGAAUUAGGGUUCUUUACUUCUGGGAAUACUUGUCAAUUUUUGUUUCCGAAAACUAGGGUUUGCUUUGCUCAUUCGAAGAGUUUCUUAAAUACUACGACUACGACUACGACUUCUCGGUGUGGAUUUGCUAUCAGAGCUGUGCAAGCAGAUUCUUUACAUGCUGUAGAGGAUAGUUCUACAAAAAUAAAAUCUGUUGAUAACUUGAAACUGUUUGUUGGGUUGCCUUUGGAUACUGUGUCGGUGAAUAACACUGUGAAUCAUGAGAGAGCUAUAUUUGCUGGUUUAAAAGCCUUGAAGCUAAUGGGGGUUGAUGGUGUUGAACUUCCUAUUUGGUGGGGAAUUGUUGAGAAGGAUACUAUGGGACAAUAUGACUGGUCUGCUUACCUCGCUGUUGCGGAGAUGGUCCAAAAAUUGGGUUUGAAACUCAAUGUCACAUUCUGCUUUCACGCGUCUCAGGACUCCAAAAUACCACUACCUCAAUGGGUGUCUCGAGCUGCUGAAACUGAACCUAGUAUGUACUUUACUGACCGUUCAGGGAGGCAAUACAAACAGUCCUUAUCAUUUGCUGUUGAUGACUUGCCUAUUUUUGAUGGCAAAUCUCCAAUCCAAGUAUAUCAAGAUUUCUGCAAAAGCUUCAAGUCCACAUUUUCACCCUUCAUAGGAUCCACUAUUAGUGGUGUGACAUUAGGACUUGGACCUGAUGGUGAGCUUCGUUACCCAUCGUUCCAUCAUACAGCUAAGCUUAAUAGUCAUUCGGGUGUAGGGGAAUUCCAGUGCUAUGAUAAAUACAUGCUUGGACAUCUCAAGCAGCACGCAGAACAUACAGGCAACCCUUUGUGGGGCUUGUGUGGACCUCAUGAUGUUCCUGCAUACGAUGAACCUCCAUUUGUGAACAAUUUCUUCAAGGAUGACGGUGGAUCUUGGGAGACACCUUAUGGUGACUUCUUCCUUUCAUGGUACUCUAACCAGCUCAUCUCUCAUGGGAGCCGUAUUCUCUCUCUCGGCUCGACUGUUUUCGGAGAAACCUCGGUGAUCGUAUCUGGAAAAUUACCCUUGCUGCAUAAGUGGUGCAAAACUCGUGCUCACCCUUCAGAACUAACAGCUGGUUUUUACAACACAGCCAACAGAGAUGGAUAUGAUGCAGUAAUUGAGAUCUUUGCCAAAAAUUCAUGCAAGCUGAUACUUCCAGGAAUGGACCUGUCAGACACCCACCAACCAAACGGAUCAAGUCCCGAGUCACUGCUUCUGCAAAUUAAGGAAUCCUGCAGGAAGCAUGGAGUGGGCAUAGCUGGUGAAAAUUUGUCACUUCUUAGUGCAACCGAGGAGUUCGAAAAAAUAAGGGGAAAUCUCGUAAAAGACACUGCGGUGAUGAACUCAUUCACAUAUCAGAGAAUGGGAGCAGAUUUCUUCUCCCCUAAGCAUUUUCCUUUGUUCACAGGCUUCGCCCGUGCACUGAAUCAGUUGGAUGUAGAUGUCGACGAUAUGCCAGAAACUGGGAGAACUAUGGAACCUGUUCUUGUGAGCUCAGAGGUUCUUCAGGUGCAAUCUGCAUAACUUGAUUAUGUUUAGAAAUGAUUAUGUAAAUACCAAAUAUUGUAGAAAAACCUUAUUACAGACAAGAAUUGUUUUGUAUGACGUGCUUGAUAACUGCGUAUAUGAAGUCCUAUUUGAGAUUAGUAUUAGUAUUGUAUAUACAGAUUGCUCUUGUGAUCUGUUAAUAUUCAAUUUCUGUUGUCAUUAGAAUAACUUCAAUAUAAAGAUUUUGGCAAUACAAUUAUUAUUAUUGCCGUCCCUUUCA